Opisthorchis viverrini is the source of this 1821-nucleotide messenger RNA. RefSeq lists its product as hypothetical. Gene Ontology annotation, molecular function: SNAP receptor activity. Gene Ontology annotation, cellular component: endoplasmic reticulum; SNARE complex. The coding region runs from base 308 to 1222 and encodes 304 amino acids. Gene Ontology annotation, biological process: retrograde vesicle-mediated transport, Golgi to endoplasmic reticulum. The transcript is spliced from 3 exons. Lineage: Eukaryota; Metazoa; Platyhelminthes; Trematoda; Opisthorchiida; Opisthorchiidae. The record is from RefSeq and is a predicted model, not a curated record.
UGGCUACAUCCGGGUCACUUUCCUUGGUGUCACACAUCCUUUUUUGACGAAGGACCCCAUCACCUUUCAAACGUCUGCCAGGACACAUUAUUGUACGGCAUCUAAGCUGUAAUGUGUUACUAAAAUGCUGCAGUUGAUGGUGAGGUUGCUGUUAUCCCUUCAUUUUAGCACACUUCUGCUCAGUUAUGUGCACAGUUCGGUCACCCUAUUGAGCUGAAUUUUUAGGUUGACGCUGUCUUCGUGUAAUUUUAGUCCAUUUCAGAUAUUUUACCGGGCGAUGCCAUCUGGUUUCAGCUGAUUAGCCACAAUGUCUUGCACUAUCGAAAUGAAUUUUGCCCGUCUUCUGCACCACACGGAAGACUUGGCCACUGCCGAGAAGGCUAACGAAAUACGAUUCGAGCGCUACCUGGUUGCGUUGCAGAAGUUGCUGAGAGAAUUAUUGGGAUCAGAGCAAUGCCCGCCAACUGAAUAUAUUCGACAUUAUCAGUCCAGGCUUAAACAACUUGAGCUCGCUAGAGAGUUAGCCUUGUCCGUAAAUCCAGAACAACGGAAUUUGCUGUUGAAAUCCCCCGCCAUACCUCUUAUCCCUCGACCUGUUCAAGACAUGGCACUAUCACUUACCACGAAUCCCUCAGCGCCAGAUGAUGGGCGUACUUCUUCUGUCAACCCACAGAAGCGGGACAUGGACAGUGGCGUUGAAAUAGCUCAAGGUAGCUUUUCAAUCUGUGGAUAUAUUGGUGAUGGUCCCAGUCUACUUAAACAAGAACAGAAGCUCCAGGAUCGCGAAAACCGGGAACAGUUGCUUGGGCUAAAUUCAAACCGGUCGUCCCCUGAGCCGCAUAAAUCAUCGCCUACGGAUGAGCCACCAGAAAAGCAACGCGUGGCGCGUUCUCAAUUGUUGCGCAAAGAGGAGGAUCACCGCGAGGAGUUGGCGUCGGAAAUGCUUGGAAUGGCGAGACAACUGAAGGACCAAUCGACUGCGAUGAGCCACCGUUUGCAAUCUGAUCGCCAGACUGUUGAGGCGACCAUUCAGCAAGCUGACCGCAAUACAGCCGAUAUGUCUAAAGUGCUGCAGCAGUUGUCCGAAGAGCUUGGGUCCCGAUGUGCCCGGAUUGUGUGGAUCGCUCUGUUCAUAGCCUUGGUUUUGUUCUUCCAAAUGAUCGCAUUCAUGAAAUUAUUCCGGAAACGAACUCGUUCGGCCAUUUCCAAAGAUGAGCUGUGAUUCCGCUCCAGGCUUCAGAUGUUUUGGGCUUUCAUUCCUCAUUCUGUUAUCACUAAAUCUGGUCGAUUCAUGUCCUAACGCUCUUGACAGCUUUGUAUGUUUUUUUGAAGAAACAACUUGCCAUGAUUUCCUAAGUUGUUCAUUACCUUAUGGUAGUGAACUUAUAAUUUUGAAGCAGUAACUUGUGGUGGGCGUCCAUAGUUUCCUAGCAGAUCUGAUCAUCAAAGACAGCAAAAUCAGUGUUGACCCUGAUGAUUCACAGAUACUUCCUGGCCGAUCUGGUUUUGGGUCAUGUAAUGCAACUGCAUAAGCCUCUCGUUGCUCACCAUUCGGAAUCUGUCCGUAGCUACAUCAAUCCAUUAGACUUUUUUUUAACUUGUACACUUCGUUUAUUCAGAAAGGUUAGCUCUCAUUGCUGGUCGCAGCCAAAUAUGAAAUGUAAUUUGUAGGCUCGGUGCUUUGCUUGCGGAUGACACUCCUUGCAUAGUUUUUUUCGUUAGUUAAAAUCGGUCUCUCACGGGACAUGGGGUUCCGUUACAUAGGAUCGGAAUAAAAGCGAAUUUCAAGUUCUCUAGAGGUUAUUUAGCUCAAUUGCUGUG